This is a messenger RNA of Epinephelus moara (kelp grouper), 2265 nucleotides long. It is a transcript of the gene eif3eb, whose product is annotated as eukaryotic translation initiation factor 3, subunit E, b. The transcript has 13 exons. Gene Ontology annotation, cellular component: nucleus; cytoplasm; eukaryotic translation initiation factor 3 complex. The record is from RefSeq and is a predicted model, not a curated record. Gene Ontology annotation, biological process: translational initiation. Lineage: Eukaryota; Metazoa; Chordata; Actinopteri; Perciformes; Serranidae. Gene Ontology annotation, molecular function: translation initiation factor activity. The coding region runs from base 26 to 1366 and encodes 446 amino acids.
GUAUUUUUUUUUUCAGCUAGCCAAGAUGGCGGACUACGACUUGACAACCAAGAUAGCUCAUUUUCUGGAUCGGCAUUUGGUUUUUCCUCUGUUGGAAUUCCUGUCUGUGAAAGAGAUCUACAAUGAAAAGGAACUUCUUCAGGGAAAGCUGGACCUCCUCAGCGACACAAACAUGGUGGAUUUCGCCAUGGAUGUGUACAAAAACCUGUACCCGGACAAGGAAAUCCCACACUCUUUGAGGGAGAAGAGAAGUACUGUGGUCGCCCAGUUGAAGCAGCUGCAGUCAGAGACGGAGCCAAUUGUCAAGAUGUUUGAAGACCCAGAGACAACUCGGCAGAUGCAGUCCACAAGAGACGGAAGGAUGCUCUUUGACUAUCUUUCAGAGAAACACAAUUUUCGACAAGAAUACCUGGACACACUUUACAGGUACGCCAAAUUCCAGUACGAGUGCGGUAACUACUCUGGGGCUGCAGAGUACCUCUACUUCUUCCGUGUUCUGGUUCCAUCAACAGACAGGAAUGCAUUAAGCUCUCUGUGGGGCAAACUGGCCUCUGAGAUCCUUAUGCAGAACUGGGAGGCAGCCAUGGAGGAUCUCACGCGACUAAGAGAGACGAUUGAUAACAAUUCUGUGAGCUCUCCUCUGCAGUCACUCCAGCAGAGAACCUGGCUCAUCCACUGGUCCCUCUUUGUGUUCUUCAACCACCCUAAAGGCAGGGACAACAUCAUCGAGCUCUUCCUCUAUCAGCCUCAGUACCUGAAUGCCAUCCAGACAAUGUGCCCACAUAUUCUAAGAUACCUUACAACUGCAGUCAUCACCAACAAAGACGUGCGAAAGCGCAGACAAGUGCUCAAGGACUUGGUGAAAGUCAUUCAACAGGAGUCGUACACAUAUAAAGACCCAAUCACAGAGUUUGUGGAGUGUCUCUAUGUGAAUUUUGACUUUGACAGCGCCCAGAAGAAGCUGCGGGAGUGCGAGUCGGUUCUGGUGAAUGACUUCUUCCUGGUCGCUUGCCUUGAGGAUUUUAUUGAGAAUGCCCGUCUCUUCAUCUUUGAGACUUUUUGUCGGAUCCAUCAGUGUAUCAGCAUCAGCAUGCUGGCAGACAAGCUCAACAUGACGCCGGAGGAGGCGGAGAGGUGGAUCGUCAACCUCAUCCGUAAUGCCAGACUUGAUGCCAAGAUCGACUCCAAACUGGGUCAUGUGGUGAUGGGCAACAACGCAGUGUCGCCGUACCAGCAGGUGAUCGAGAAGACCAAGAGCCUGUCCUUCCGUAGCCAGAUGCUGGCUAUGAACAUAGAGAAGAAGGUGGCCCACAGCAACAGGAAUGAGACACCGAAUUGGGCUGCUCAAGACUCUGGCUUCUAUUAAAAUGGAAAUCAGCUUCAAGAGGAUGCAGAUGGCUCUCACAACAUUAUUUGGGCUUUUUAUUGAAAUCAUUAAUCUAUCAUUUUUGCUACUAUUGUUAUGGAACUGGCUGCUUAACUUCUGAGGUAAAAAAAAAUAUCCAAGAGGAGGCAGCAAGUCUUGAUGAAGACAUUGUCAUUUGAAGUGUUAUUUAUUAAGUGGAUACUCUCUUCAUCAGAACUUAAUUGAAAUCUGGUAUUAAAGAGGAACACUACCUAAGUUAUGAAUUACAAUGUGUUAUUUUCAUGGUCUCGGCCAAUAUUUAUAAACAUAAGCUAUUCUGUUAAUGCCAGAAACCAGAGAUGGAAGUCUCAAACUUGUGAUGUUCAUAGACAGUUGGCUGAAAUCAGACAGAAUUGUUAACUUUUUACACUCUGCUCCAUCUUCAGUCGCACAUUUCAUCCAUUUUAACCGAUUUUCGUAGGGGAGGGAGAUUUAAUUUUCCCUAACCAAUCACUAGUGAGAAUUGUUUGUGUUUACUUAUAUUCUUGGACUGACUUAGACUAUAGGAAUAACAUGAAUGCAUUUUGAAAAUGGGCGUAGUUCCACUUGAAGUUUUAAAGGUAUACUAUGAAGGAUUGUCAGGUACUAUUUGCAAACACACUCACCAAUGGAAAUAAAUGCCAAUUCUAGGUUCAUUGUCAUUUGGUGUUUCGCCUUGCUAUAUUUGCACGGGGAAAUAAGAAACUUCUAGGGGUUCAUAAAUAACAAUUGAGAGGGAUUACUUGGAUAGUAUGAGUCUAUACACUGAUUUUUAGGAAAGUCCUGCAUACUAUAUCUGAGUCUCUCAAUUAUUCACCAGACUUUGGAAGUAACAACCCAACCCAACCAGAGAAUGAACAUUAAACAUUUUUUGGCUCCAC